AUGACCAUCCAGAGUGCUAAGCACAUGCGCCGCACGUUCGAGCAAGAAAGCUUGGCGCUGCACAAGCUGCUUCGCAUUCCCCCAAAUUCGCUUCGCAUCGAGGAGCUCCUGGGGCUAGGUCCGCCUCGAGAGGUCCUGGCCAGUCGUGCCCUGGAGAUGCGGGGCACGGGCAAGAAGCAGAAGCUGGACCCCGUCAGCCAGCACUGCGUGCACGUCUCCGAGGGCCUGGAGCAGGCAGCAGCGGCAGAAGUAAUCCCGGAGGUUGUUUCUGAGAUGCUGGCCACGAUGCUCCAGGGCUCGCUGGCCGUGCCGAAGGAUGCCCGUCACGCGCACCAGGAGGGCGUCGUGGAGAUGGUGUGCGAGGCUUUGGUAGCCACGGAGGUCGCCCUGAAGCAGGCGGUCACUGAAGCGCAGGGUGUUGUUGACGGCGGGACUGGGAGGAAGGUCGCCUGCGAGGAGGAUGCCAAAACCAAGAAGGAGGCCCUCGCCGCUCUCGAGGAGGAUGGCAAGGCCAAGAAGGUGGCCCUCGCAGCGGCCGCCGCCUCCUUCAAGCAGGCCAAGGGUGCCGUCGGAGAGGCACAGACCGCCCAGAUGCUGGCGGAGGCGGACCUGAAGGAGGCACGUGCGAAGAAGGGCGUGCUGGAGGGCGCCCUGAAGGACAUGGUGAGCCCGCUGGCCGAGGGCACUUUGCCCGAGGGGGAGGUCGCCGGGACGGUGAGCCGCCUCAAGGCCGCGCUGAAGAAGUUUGUGCUGGUCGAGUCCCUCAUGACCGCGCUGCCGAACGCCUUGUCUAAGCCACCGAGCACAAGAGGGGCCUUCGACGUGAUGGUCGUCAGCCAGCUGAACGAAGAGAUGGGGAAGCUCAUCAGCUCGCUCGACGCCACUAUCAGCCAGGGGGACAGCACGAACAAGGAGCGCUCGGCGGCGCUGGCCGUCGCCGAGGCUGCCCUGGACGAGAGCAAACGCGGGCAGCUUGCGGCCGCGCAGGCAUUCCGCGACGCCAGGGAUGCGCUGGACAAGGCCAGGGGGGAGCUCAAGGAGGCCGAGCGCCGGCUGAAAGAGCUCGGGCCCGAGUCCAAGCGGAGCCAGGGCGCGCUCGACGAGGCCCAGGCGAUCCUGGAGUUGUUCCAGGCUGGGGCGCUGGCCUCGGCGCAGGAGCUCAAGGCGCGGCUGACGCCGCCUCCCGAGCCCGAGCCUGCCUCCGAGGCCCCGCUGGCCGAGGCGGAGGUUGGCGCGCCCAUGGAGGAGGCGGCGCCAGCAGAGGAGGAGGCCUCCCCGCCCGCGGGCGCCGCUGAGCCAGCUGCGGCGCCCGCCGCCUGA
Molecule: messenger RNA, 1320 nt
Organism: Prorocentrum cordatum
Lineage: Eukaryota; Dinophyceae; Prorocentrales; Prorocentraceae
Source: the annotation of a GenBank genome assembly